Molecule: messenger RNA, 1470 nt
Organism: Exophiala bonariae
Lineage: Eukaryota; Fungi; Ascomycota; Eurotiomycetes; Chaetothyriales; Herpotrichiellaceae
Exons: 1
Coding region: 1-1470 (489 amino acids)
Biological process (GO): dephosphorylation; L-serine biosynthetic process
Cellular component (GO): cytoplasm
Molecular function (GO): magnesium ion binding; L-phosphoserine phosphatase activity
Source: RefSeq, a predicted model, not a curated record
AUGGCUUCUCCUCCUCCGUCUUCAGGUCGACGUCGUGGUCUGAGUCUUGCCAAAGAGUCUCUGGCAGGAAAUACCAGUACCUAUCUAGACGGCAACUUGGAAUACCGAUCCCAUCAAAGUGGGCCAGCGACAAGCAUUGAUGGAGUCCUCGAUGGCCAUCAACCACAACUUCGAAGUCCUCGAAAUACACUCUCCAGCACUUCUCUCUCGUCACGCAGGUCCAUCAGUGCUAUCCCACCAUCUCCAAUUGUCGCUCAGGAUACGGCUGUCCACACCCUAUCCCAUACCAACUGUAUCGCCGAAAGCCAUGACCCCGCCAGAUUGGUAGCAACCAUCUACUAUAACUCAGCUUCCCCACGACAUCCUCAUAUUCAUCCAGAUCAAUCACCACAGGCGCGACCAUCGGAUCCAAUCCCCGUUCCGGAGAUCGUAGAAGGCUCUGCACCAACCACCAGCAUCGCAGAAUAUCCCCUGGAGCCACCAGCACCAGAGCCUGAACCCUUGGAUCAUCUAUAUGGCGCCUAUAUCUCUCAAAUGUGCUUGACUCACUUCCUGUCAACUCUGGACAGUCUUCUUAUCCACAACAAACCGGACGAAAGACGUCUCACUUCGUCACACCGCUGUCUCUCCCCGGACCCGUUCAAGCCCCGAAUCGUGGAAGUGACUUUUUCACCACCACCGAACCCGGAAUACCUCCCGUCGGAACUCAUCUCCAAACAUGAAUCCAUCUACAAUUUCGAGCGAGAGUGGAACUGCGAGAUCAUCCUGCAACCCUCCAACGUCUUCCGGCGCCACAAACGCCUCUGCGUCUUCGACAUGGACUCGACGCUCAUCCAGCAAGAAGUGAUCGACGAAAUUGCCGACUUCAUCGGCGUCAAAUCCCAAGUCGCCGCAAUCACCGAGCGCGCCAUGAACGGCGAGCUGGACUUUGCCGCCAGUCUGACGGCCCGCGUCGCCCUGCUCAAGGGCGUCCCCUCGGACGUCUUCGAGCGCCUCAAGCCCAAGAUUGUCAUCACCCCCGGCGCGAAAGAACUCUGCAAAGUCCUCAAACGCAUCGGCUGCACAUUGGCCGUGCUGAGCGGCGGCUUCCAGCCCCUGGCAGACUGGCUGGCCGGCGAACUGGGCCUCGACCACGCAUUCGCCAACCAUCUGAUCUCGGACCCAGACUCGCAAACCCUCACGGGCGAGCUGCACCCGGACUUCUCCAUCGUCGACUCCACGCACAAGCGCAAUCUCCUCAUCAGCCUCGCGGCCGGCAAAGGCAUCCCACUCGCGCAGACCAUGGCGGUCGGCGACGGCGCAAACGAUAUCCCCAUGCUCAAGGCCGCAGGCCUCGGCGUCGCGUGGCGUGCCAAGUCCAAGGUCCAGAUGGAGGCUCCUGCGAGGCUGAACGUCGGCGAGAGUAUGCUCGACAUUGCGUAUCUGCUAGGCCUGACGAAGAAGGAGAUUGAUGAUUUGCUGCGCGAUUGA